CGUGGAUAAGAACGGUAGAACACACACAAGCCGCUUUUUAUUUAGAAUUUACCUCAACUAUCCACGGAAGGAUCAAGGAAGAGCUUAUGAUUUUACUUUUGACCGGUGUGGUAGCUUCUGAAACAGACGCUUCACCAGUGCGAGAUUUUGCUGUCACGAUCUCGAUCACACUCGUUUGUCCCGUCUCCCUUUAAACGGGCCAAGUUGGUGCCAUUUGGAUUUGGUUGCUGUGCCUGUGCCUGCCGCGCCAUGGGUCCGCCAAGUUGCAGGUGUGCGAAUAAAGGAAACUGUGUGCAGCUAGCUUCCUGGGUCAGAGUCGCUACUUGCGCAUGCAAUGAAUGAAACAAGGGGGCCGGGGCCGCCUCAUUAGAUUCUUCAGCAGCUUCCAUGAGUUCGGCUGGCGGGCAAGAGCUGAGCCAGAUCCGGCGGCACGAGCCUGCAGCAGAAGCUAUGCUCUCUCUCUCUCACGCCGUGUCGCUCUCGUCGCAACCGAGCCUUCCUUCUCUCCCGUCGUUAGGCCCCCGCGACCUAAACGUCAGCCCUUGCCACCACCGCUGCGUCGCCACACUCAGAGACCACUCCUCCUACGUCUCGGCUCUCGCCGUCGACGGCCACUCGCUGUACAGCGCCUCGUCGGACGGCCGCAUCAGAGUGUGGCCGAUGGGCGACGCGAGCGGGAGGCAGGAUGACGACGACGACGACAGCGGCGGCGGCGGCGGCGGCGGUUGCGGGUCUGCUACGGUCGUUGCCGCGUGCGACAGCUCCGUGAAGUGUCUUCUCGCCACGGCGGGCAGCAACGGACACGGUCUCCUCCUCAGCUCCCACCAGGACGGCAAGAUCAUGGCGUGGCGGACCGGGAGCGGCAGGAAGGACGGGACCCCGAGCCUCGUCCUGCGCGCCGUCCUGCCGACCUGCGUGGACCGGCUACGGACGUUCCUGCUCCCCUGGAGCUACGUGCAGGUCCGGCGGCACCGGUGGCGCACCUGGGUGCACCACGUGGACGCGGUCGCCGCGCUCGCGGUGUCCCCGGACGGCGCGCUCCUGUACUCGGCGUCGUGGGACCGGAGCCUCAGGGUGUGGCGGCUGCCGGGGUUCCGGUGCGUGGAGUCCGUCGCGCCCGCGCACGACGACGCCAUCAACGCGCUGGCGGUGUCGCCCGACGGCCACGUGUACACGGGCUCGGCCGACAACAAGAUCAAGGCGUGGAGGCGGCACCCGGAGCGGAGGCACAGGCACAGGCACAGGCACGUGCUCGUGCUCGUGCAGACGAUGGAGCGCCACAGGUCGGCGGUCAACGCGCUCGCUCUAGGGGCCGACGGGAGGGUGCUCUACUCCGGCGCGUGCGACCGGUCUGUGGUGGUGUGGGAGCGGGCCGACGGCGCCGGCGGCGGCCGCAUGGAGGCCACUGGCACGCUCAGAGGGCACACGAGGGCGAUCCUGUGCCUGGCGGCGGCGGGGGACGUGGUGUGCAGCGGCUCGGCGGACCGGACGGUGCGGGUGUGGAGGAGGGGAGCGGAGAAUACGGGGUACACUCUCCUGGCCGUCCUGGAAGGACACGGCGCGCCUGUGAAGAGCCUAGCUUUGCUUUACGGACGUGACCGCGGCUUGUUCAGUGGUUGGGGCGACCCAGAGGAGGGAUCGUCCGGUGGUGGCGGCGGCACCCAUUGUGCUAUUGUUUGCAGCGGCGCGUUGGACGGCGAGGUGAAGAUUUGGAGCACGCUUGUUCCUUGAUUCCUUUCCCUUCACAGAUAACAAAGUGUAGUUCUCCUUGUAGACAGUAUACCACUGGAUAAAGCAUGAAUCACGAUGCUGAAUGCCUGCGUGUUUGAA
Messenger RNA from Zea mays, 1830 nucleotides. RefSeq names its product protein JINGUBANG. The transcript has a single exon. The record is from RefSeq and is a predicted model, not a curated record. Lineage: Eukaryota; Viridiplantae; Streptophyta; Magnoliopsida; Poales; Poaceae. Bases 388 to 1731 code for a protein of 447 amino acids. Gene Ontology annotation, molecular function: protein binding.